Coturnix japonica (Japanese quail) is the source of this 5735-nucleotide messenger RNA. The record is from RefSeq and is a predicted model, not a curated record. Lineage: Eukaryota; Metazoa; Chordata; Aves; Galliformes; Phasianidae.
CUAUGCUGACAGCUUUUCCACCCACGUAUUGCAAACGUGGCUUUGUGCCAUGGAGGUAUUUUGGGAUUAUAAAGCGUACUGCGAGUUUGUAGGGUUGCGUAUGAGAAAAGGUGCCUUCUAGAUCUUGAAAUACGUAGGUUGUAAGGAGACUGGGGGCGUAGGGGACUUCUUUGUAAAUCCCAAGGCUCGGAGGAGAUGGAUCCCCAUCUGUCAUUCACCUGCUUUUAUUUAUUCCACUGAAAACCAGGCAAUGUUUUCAGACAACCUGUAUCUACAGAAAUAGAAUACUCUGAAAUCCCCCAAAGUUUUGGCAGCGCUUUUAUUGUGGGCAGUUACUCAUUCACACACCUGGUACGUACUGUUGGUCCUGUUAUUGUAAGGCAUUCCCAAACAAUCCUGCAGGGAAAAUAAACUGCAGGGAGAGAUACAGGAAAUUAACCAUAACAAAACGCAAAAGGUUUCUUCAUCUGUCAAGUGUAUUGCAAUAUUCAGUGAGUUACUGUACUCAGCUGAAGAUGAAAUUGGAUGGAGUAUGUGUGUAAUGCUACUGCAGCUCGUUGAGCCACUGCCUGCAAAUACACCCAAAGCCAGUCCUUGCUGUAAGGCUGUGCUCCUUGCUGUCGGUCUGGGACCACCACGUGGAUCAGGCAGGGCAGCACUGAUUGUGGAGGAGGACAGCCAGGAGCUGGGGUUGUUCUCAGUCAUCCCUGUGCUCAGGCAGCCAGCUGUGGAAUCCAAAGGUUUGCACUGUUGUCACAAAUUUUUUUAUGCCACAAAUGCUGAUGCAGCAGCAAAAGCCGCUAUCAGGGGUCUCACCACAUCAUAGGAAUGGAGAAGAGAAAGAGCAGAAAUCCAGAGAAGUGCUGUUAGUGACCAGUAACCACCAGCGCAUGGCAGAUGGCUCUUGUGAAGCCAGCAAGGCUCUGGCUUCUCUAGACUGCCUGUAGUGGAGGGGCAGUAAUUCAUCGGUGAUGUCUGCAGCAGCCCUCAGCUCGCUUUGCUGGUUGGAUUUUGGGGUUUGGGGCUUUGUUUUGUUUCGGUCUUUUAUGAAGUUACUUCCAAAGAAAAGAUAUAAUAGAAUAUGACAGCAUAUGUUGAGCAUAAAAGCUAUCACGUUCCUCUGGGAGCUGUUGGAGGAGAAGUAGUCGAGCCGCUGAAAUGCAACCCCACCACUACCAUGAGUGCCCACCAGCAGCUCAGAUCUCUGCGGUCGUGCUGGGCAGGUCUCAGGGAACCAAAGGGACAAGUGACUUUUGUCCCUGGCCAGCAGAAAGCCACCGGGCAGGGAGACAAGCUCUGCCUCUGUUUCACCCUCAGGCUGCCAGCGGGCCAGGGAACAAGUCCUCCCAGCACCUUGCACUGCGUGCUGCCACGCUGUCCUUGUGUCACAGCAGGGCAGCCUGGCUCCACCACUGGCUCCUUCAGUGUCAUAAGGAGGGGGAACAGUCCUGCUCCAUCAGUGGAGCACUGGCUCAGCAGCCUUUAUCUCUAGGCUGAGAGUGGGGAUUUGUGAGCCUGAAAUUCAAAGUGAAACUGGUGGAUGCGAGUGCCAUGGGAACCAGAGCAAGCUGGAGGUUUACACAGAUCCCCGUAGGGUUGGGGCUGCCGAGUUUCAUAUGGUGCUAGAAAAAAAAUAGUGUCUCUGGAAUAAAAAUCUGUCUGUGUCUUGAGGCAACUGUGGGCACCUCCAGCCAGCACCUGAUUCACUCCUGAACAGUUACCUGCGAGGCAUCUCAGCUGGCAGACACUUGUCCGAGGCGCCCGAGGCCGCAUGGGCUGUUUUCAGUUUAAUCUAUUUUUAAUGUGGCGCCUUAUUCCAAACUGCUGAGUUCUCACAUUUCCAAGCCGUCAUGGUAAUAGGAUUGUGCAGCCUUAUUGGCUAGAGUUUUCCACCCCCAGUGCCAAACAUUAGGCUCCUAAAUCCAUAUUUAAAUGCCUAAAUGAGGCUGACGAAUCCUGCAGGAGUCAGUAGGAACUGGACGUGGUCUGCCCCUUGGAAAAUAACCAGGCCAUUGGGUGUGUGAGCAAAGCUUUGCUGUAGGCACCCAAAUGUUCAGGUGUGGGCCACUGUGCAAGUUGUUUGAGCCUAGCUACAAGUGCUGUAUCCCCGGUACCUGAACGGCUCCAAUAUGGGGCACACUGCUAUGAGGGGUGAACCUUCACAGCCUGCUGAUGUGUGAAGCCUUCUGAAGGGGCACUGGAGUUGUGUUUUUAUGCAGAAUGGCUGUGUGUGUCAGUGUGAAGGACAGAGGUGAGAUGAGUGCAGGCUGGAGCCUUGUUGGGAAUUUGGAAGUGGGAUACUCUGAGAAUCGUAGCAAGUGCCCAUCCUUUGCAUUGACUUUGUGUCUGCACUACUUCCGUACCCGUGAUCUAACACUGCAUAUUUUUACUCUGCUACCUCCUUCUGCUAUUUCUAUUUGUAGCACCCUGCUAGACUUGUUUCCAAGCCAAUCCAAAGUUCUUCUGAAACUCCCUAUGCUAACAGCAGCAUGAAAGCAGAACUGCGCAGUGGCUGCAGCAGAUAUGGCAGGGGUUUGCUUUGAGCUGAGCGGUGUUGGUCACUUCAGCCUUUUGAGUUGAACUGAACGUGGGAAUAUUAUCUGCCAAGAGAAGCAGCUUGUAGAAGUUGUGUUAUGUUGCUUUUUUCAUUGCAGACCUGAAAAACACUGUACAUGGAACUUCCAGCCAACACUUGAAAUACAUGCUCUGAUUGCUUUGUGUGGAGGGCUUGUUUUCAUGUUAAUAUUGCAAGGUAACAUAUAAGACCAUGAAAAUACAACGUUCUUUCAUCCAGACGAGGCAGAACUGAUUUAGCUCGGAAGAGUGUUUUAUUGCUAAAUGAAAGUGUCAGUUCAGUUUUUAUCCUGCUUUCGAUAAAGGAGGGAGAAACAGUUUCCAGAGUCUCAGCAGAAGAUAGAAGCUGAUUCCCUUGGCUAGUCAAUGGCCGUGUGCUAGAGACAACAGCAAACCACGUCCUUUUAUCCAAAGAGCACAGAUCCAGUGGAGGAACCUUGUUCUGUUGGCUUUGGGUACCCCAUUACCUGAGCCAUCAUAGUGCUGGCUGACUGCUGGCCCAGGAGCACCAGGAUAUGAGCACUGGGCACCGUGCUGUGUAGCCUUAAGAGCCAGACUCCGAAGCCAGAAACGGAGCUGAUGUGUUGAGGCUUCCAAGAACAGUAUGUUUGAUGUUUAGAGGGUGGCCUGAAAAUGCAGGUGUUUCUGCCACCUCCUUCCACUCUCAGUUCCCUUGCCAUCUCAUCUGGAAACAGAAACUUGGUGCGUGCUUCAUGUUUGCGUCCUCUGAAGGCUUCCAGUGUCUCCCCAGGGACAGAGCCAGCAAUCCUGCUGAAGUAAGAGCUGCUCCCUCCUUCUGCCUGGCAUCAGUCUUCUAAGUCGCUGCCAUUUAUUUUAGAGCAUUCACUGGGGAAGUGGGUGACCUGGGUUCAGUGCGUUCCUCAAUCUGUUCAUCUCUCACUUCCCAUGAGACAGUCUAACUGCCGGCCCCCCAGCUAUUCUGGGUGAAGCCAUGCCUCCCAGUAAUGGGGUGUUUCUGCUUCCUUUCCCACUGUUGGUCAGCAGCUUUUUCCAGAGUGAAGUGAGCAGGGCUUCAUGUUGUGAGGAGCUGUCAGGGUUCAUUUGGCUUGCUGGGAGCUGGGUUCCAGACCCCACUCCUCUGGGCGUUCAGGGGUAUCAUCCCUCUAUCUUUGUGUGCCUGUGAAUGAGAGUGGAAAAAUGCAGCUCCUUGGAGAUGCUGGGCUGGUGUGGGUGCAGAAAGCUUGCAUGUGAAUCAGAGUGAGAUCACAGAGUGCAGGUGGUUGAGGGAGAGGGACUUUACUGAGACUGGACUUCAGGGCUUAAGUCAGGUCUAUAAACUGCCUCGUUUAAGGUAUUUGUUUGGUGGUAACUCCUUGAAGCCCUUCUCUGCUUUUUGUUCUGCACCCAAGGAUCCCAGUGGAUCAGCCAGGAUCUCUACUGCUGCUCUGAUAAACAUUUCCAAGGUUUAUUAAAUGUGCUCUCUGACGUUCUUUUGUGGAGACAGUAAUUUGACAGUCAUCACGUGAGAAACUCAGAAUUUGCCAUCUGGCCUGGCAAGACUUAGUUCUUCUCACCAUUAAUUAAACUGACAUUAUUGCACGCUUUUAUGAUGGUGGUUAUGAUGUGUCCUGUGAUAACACCAGGGCCGGUACUGAGGCAUGCACAGCACCUUCCACUCGCAUGACGUUUGUGGGCGGUACAGCCGAGCACCUCCGGACUUCAGUGUCAGCUCUAAUAACUGAGUUUCAGGGCCCCACUCAGGCACCUUCCCCUGGAGCGGGUUCUUCUGGUUCUGAGGGGAUGGUUUCACAAGUAGGAAGAUGUAGCUGGGGGGAAGAAGGGAGCAGCUGCUUGGCUGUAAUAGAGUUGUAUGACAUGCCCUGACAGGAGAUCUUACUGACCACAGCUUUGCCCUGCUUGGUGAGACUGUGACCAUUAAUGGGAAAGUGGAUCGGCAGUAACAGAUAGAGCAGGGAGCAAAAAGAGAGGAAGGAAGUGAAAUAGAGUGACAGCUGAAGGCAGCUGCAAAAAGCAGAUGGGGACAGACAGGUUAUGUGACAUGCUCCAGGUCACAUGAGCAGUGUGUGUCAGAGUGAGAAACAGCACCUGGAUCUCUCAAUUGUGAAGCUGUUGCUCUUGGCACUGCGUCACCCUGACUGCAAACAAAACACCGAGAUUGACUUUGCCUGCGUCCUUCUUAUGCCUACAAAUGUGCCCACUUGCCAGCUUCAGAGCCAGCAGUCCACACCAUGUGCCCAAUGCAAGCCUGAUGCUUCCACACGAGGUCCAGAACUGUCAGUGUUGGGACCAGAGAGACUAAUAGGAAAACUUAAAGUUUUUAAGUCUGCAGCCAGCCAGCCCAGCAGCUCCUCUGGAAGGGUCGUUGUUCCCACCUUCCACCUCUUGCAGAGCAUCCAGACGACGCAGCGGGGAGCUGGGCACUGCUUGCCAGCACUCAGCAAUGUGCUGUUGAAUCACUGGGCCACAAAGCAUGCUGAGGGCCAUCAGUCAAGUCUGUACCACCCCAGUUUGGUUUGGACAGGAGACAAUGAUACAGGUUAUGAGAAAACCAAAGUGACUGACAUCUGCAACGUUCCUAACCUUGUUCAUCCAGCACGUCAUUCCAGCACAGAAUUCAACCAUGUUGGCCAGUUGGUUCCUUUCCCAAAGUUGGCCUUAAAGGACACACAACAGAAAUCUGCUCUCAGCCAGUGCCUGCAGAUGUAGCCUGCUCACACUUGCACAAACAGUGUGCACUUACCUCUACUGCACCCCAUUAAUGGAUAGAUUACUGGACGGAGCCCAGCUGUGUGAUGGUGCUGGCACACUCAGCAAGAAGCAGCAAUCCUUGCUUUGAGCACCAGCCAUCACAGAGGACCUGAGCAGUGAACUGAGCAUACAGCAGCCUGCAGGAGAGAAGCAAAGCUUCCAUUCUGCUGUGACACCCGGCCCCUACCUGCACAGAGCAGCUGUCACUGCCAAGGAGACACCAGGUAAACUCAGGAAAAGUGAAACAUGGUGAGAAGAAAGGGGGAAUGAACCAAAGAGACAGAAUCUGCCAAUAACACCAAUGUAAACACAGGCCUAGUUUUUAUCUUGUGCAGAGAGAUUGUUUUUGAGAACAAAUGCGGAGUGAAAUGGAUUCAUAUACCUCUGUACCAGGUGCAAUCAUUAGUCAGUAAAUGAAUUACACAUAAUUA